This is a messenger RNA of Aspergillus piperis CBS 112811, 1219 nucleotides long. RefSeq names its product proteasome core particle subunit alpha 3 (gene pre9). The coding region runs from base 1 to 768 and encodes 255 amino acids. Gene Ontology annotation, cellular component: cytosol; proteasome core complex; proteasome core complex, alpha-subunit complex. Gene Ontology annotation, biological process: ubiquitin-dependent protein catabolic process. The transcript has 4 exons. The record is from RefSeq and is a predicted model, not a curated record. NCBI's taxonomy places the organism in Eukaryota, Fungi, Ascomycota, Eurotiomycetes, Eurotiales, Aspergillaceae.
AUGUCACGGAGAUACGAUUCCAGAACUACCAUCUUUUCCCCCGAAGGUCGACUCUACCAGGUUGAAUAUGCGUUAGAAGCCAUCUCGCAUGCCGGUACCGCCCUAGGAAUUCUGGCCAAAGAUGGAAUCGUCCUCGCAGCGGAGAAGAAGGUCACCAGCAAGCUACUGGAGCAGGACACAUCUGCGGAGAAGCUAUACACGCUGAACGACAACAUGAUCUGUGCUGUUGCUGGUAUGACGGCAGACGCAAACAUCCUUAUCAACUAUGCCCGACAAGCUGCCCAGCGGUAUCUUCUUACCUACAACGAAGAAAUUCCUUGCGAGCAACUUGUCCGUCGUCUGUGCGACUUGAAGCAAGGAUACACCCAGCAUGGUGGUCUCCGUCCCUUCGGUGUUUCGUUCAUCUAUGCCGGCUACGACCCUCUCCGGGAGUUCCAACUGUACCAGAGCAACCCCAGCGGUAACUACGGUGGCUGGAAAGCAACUAGCGUGGGAGCAAACAAUGCUAGUGCUCAGAGUCUUCUGAAGCAAGAUUACAAGGAGGACUGCGAUCUGAAGGAAGCUUGCGCUAUGGCCGUUAAGGUUCUUAGCAAGACGAUGGACUCGACCAAGCUGAGCAGUGAGAAGAUUGAAUUUGCUACGGUGGGAAGGACGCCGGAAGGCAAGAUCUACCACCACCUGUGGAAUGCUGAUGAGAUCAACGCCCUUCUGAAAGAACACGGGCUGGCCAAGGUUGAUGACGAGCCCGAGGCUGGCGAGAUUAAAUAAAUGAGAAGACGACCCCAUUUUGCUACUUGACCAGAUAAUCCCACAUGUUUCCUGUGAAAUAAUCGCGCACUUUUCUGCCCAACGUUUACGAUGUAGAUUCUCUACAGUCUCGUAUAUGUACACUCGUAUGACAGGUCGCUCCAAAUCACUCACGGCACGGGUGAGGCCUAUAGCUGCAUCUGAAGCGCAACUGACGUCGGCCACGGGUGACGUGGCAAGCCUUGAUGUCGAAUUAAGCAUCGGGCAAUUCAUUGCAGGUCUACACUCGCGUCUGUCGACCGGAAAUGCCCAAAGCCAUCACUGAUCUUGGGACAUGAAUGGUCCACGUAGUCUUCAAGCCCUCCAGCACCCUGGGCGCUUGAACAAAUGCUGAAUGUUUCGGAACUUUAAUGAGAUCGUGAGGCCCCAUAUAUAUCAGAAUCCCCAGAAUCCAAGCUGGUAUCUCGUUUGU